Molecule: messenger RNA, 710 nt
Organism: Phragmites australis (common reed)
Lineage: Eukaryota; Viridiplantae; Streptophyta; Magnoliopsida; Poales; Poaceae
Exons: 1
Coding region: 1-606 (201 amino acids)
Source: RefSeq, a predicted model, not a curated record
AUGAGCGGCGGCCGGAAAGCUGCGGUCUCCGGCAGCGAGGAGGCGGAGGUGGACGCUCUGCUCCGGGCGGCGCAGGACGCCGUGCUGCUGAAGCUCCAGGCCAACUCCCACCUCGUCUCCUCCACCUCCGCUUCCGCCUCGAACCCUCCUUCGCUCGACGCCGCCGCCGCCGCGCCCGAUCCCCUGGACGCCGACCUCGCCCGCCGCUUCGACGCGCUCAAGUCCCGCGCCCCGCCGCCGACGAAGCCGGCCGGAGAUGGAGCUGGGAGCGGGGGGCUGGAGGCGCGGUUCGCAGCGCUGAAGGGGGCGGCGGGGCCGGAGAAAGAAACGAGGGUUAGGCUGGAGGAUCUGGGAUGGGAGUCGGAGGACGAGGUGGACAAGGUGAUGCGGUGGGCCUUGGACGCCGCGCGUCUCGACGUCGCCACGGCUGGUGUCGGCGGCGGCGACAAGGCGAAGCCCGCCGAGGAGGAAGAUGACAAGGAUGAGAAGAGCAGCUUGAGUAGCGAAGAGGAUGACGACGACGACGAGAGAUUGCAGUUGGAACUAGCAAGGAAGAGGAAGGAGAAGAUGGGCAAGAGCAAGUCCAAGAACAGGUGGUUCUUUUGAUCUAUCCAAUCCAAUGUAGUAAAAUUUCACAUUCCAAGCCAAGAAUUUCAGACGAGCAAGCACAUCGUAUCAGAGAUUCUUCUUGAUAAUACUACAGGCUUGCA